AUGCACUCUUUGGAUGCAUCACACCGCCAUACCUUCUUCUACCUUCCACAAAUCUUUCGCCUCUUCGUAGAUGCUUGCCACGAGUCUUCUUUCCACCGCCUACCUUUACUUAACCUAUGUUGUGUGUCCUUUAUUCAAUACCCCAUAUACUUCAUGACUACGAUUGUUCUUCUUCAUCUCAUCAAUAUCAAGAGAGAACCAUCAGGUCUGCCACCAACUCCCAGUCUAUAUUGCCGAUUGGAACGCAUUAUAUCUCCGAUCAUGUCUAUCUUUGUUCCAUAUUUUCUCAGGUCUAGUAGAAUCAAGAGCUCCCAAUAUAGUUUCUCAGUGGGAAACAAGUUGAAUUUUCCUAGACAAAGAGUUCAAGCAUCUCAAAAGACUCGUAAAUCAGGGAAACAUGAAGGAUCACUUGGUGCCACAUGUCGUGCGGAAAAGAUCUUGAUAGAAAACAGAGGGGAAAUUGCAGUAAGAGUGAUUAGAACUUCUCAUGAGAUGGGGAUUCCCUGUGUUGCAGUCUACUCCACCAUUGAUAAGGAUGCACUUCAUGUGAAACUACCGGAUGAGUCGGUUUGCACUUCAUGGGAAGCUACCAGUAAUCAAUCAUACCCAAUGUACUGUCUGCUGCUAUCAGUCAUGGAUGUACAAUGUUGCAUCUUGGUUAUGGUUUCCUUGCUCAUAAUGUUGUUUUUGUUGGGAUAUGUAGAAGACAUGGAUUCAAAUUCAUUGGCCCAAAUCCUGACAACAUUCCUGUAA
Molecule: messenger RNA, 753 nt
Organism: Lactuca saligna
Lineage: Eukaryota; Viridiplantae; Streptophyta; Magnoliopsida; Asterales; Asteraceae
Source: the annotation of a GenBank genome assembly